CUGUCUCUUCCAGCCAGGGAAGUCAGGGGAACAGAGCAAAAGUUGAUAUUCGUAUUCAUGGCAUCCAGCAGCAGACUGAGAUCACUGCAAGAUGGUGGUGGUGGAUAGUCUUCCGAGUCCCGAUUGUCGUUCAUCGAUCAGGUUUGGGCCGACAUUGUGCCGCCGCUGCCGGUCCUGACUCGACACCCAUCGACACAAUCGUUGGACGGGCGCAGAUACAGUCUUGAACUACCACAAAAUUCAGAGUCCACGUAUGAGGCCACCUCUCCCUUGUAUGUCGCAACUACUAAGCCCUAGAGGGUAGCAUCACCAUGUCGAGUCCUCGGGAAGGACAGCGAACAAGCUCGGGCAUCGCAGAAAAAAGCGCCCAUCUUCUUGCUCUUCCAGAGCUGUUAUUAAUAAUACUUGGAUAUUUUACGGACGACGCAGACAUCAUCUCUCUCGCAUGCGUCUGUCGACGUCUCAAUGACGUCUCUUUAUCCUAUCACUUGGAUUCCGACUUGGAAGAGAGGUUCCUUAUAUUUGGAUCGUGCUUCCUUCCCUAUACUUUUUUCAGGAAGUUACGCCUUUGUUUUUUCAAGCCGGCGUUCUCCUUCAUCGACUGUCAUUUCUCUGACAACGCUGCAGAGGAGAUACGGGAGGUCCUUCGCUAUCUUGAUUCCAUUGAAAUCGAUCCCCCCGAAGUCUCUGUCGAUUUGUCAGAUGUAUGCCCUCAUACCGUAAAAUCGAUGCCUCCCGCAGAGCUUGAGGCCUUCUUUCGAGAUCUACAGCAGUUAAAUUGUCGAGAUUUGACUCCAUUCGUGGACCUCCAACAAGAGCCGGAGGUAGAAAGCGUGCCAUUCGUUGGCUUCCAUCCGCCGCCGCUUACCUCGUUGGGUACAGUUACGCUGUAUCCGCAGCCCAAGCACCUCGCUGAUUGGUUAGUUCGAUCAAUAAACCAGUCGUCUGUCAGGAUGAUGACAGUCUGUGACGCCGCGUCAACUCUUACAAAACUGACACUUCCUCGCCUACGUGAACUGAUCUUCCAACGAGGACGUAUCAGCACCGAUGACCUCUACCUGUUCCUGUUGCGCCACACCUCUAUUAAACAUAUCACCAUUCAUGCAAGCGUGGAACUCCUGCCUUUGACAGAGCAGAUCCACAUCCAAUCCCUUCCAAAACUAUCCCAAAUUUGUGCUCCUCCGGAGGUCUUAACGCUCCUCUCGCCACAGCUUUUGUCCGCCGUAAGGGAUAUACGCUUAGAAGCAUAUCUAAUGUCGAUGGAUGCAGAACAGUUUGUUCAUAAUCACCAAGAAGCGCUCUUGUUUGUCUCUCAGCUACCCAAUGCCUAUAGCUUGACUAUCUGGCUCGGGCAUCUCAUCUCCACUGGCACCGUAUGGGCGGACUUUGUGUUCCCCGACUCGUACGGGCUCCAGCGAGCGGAGCAACGCUUAGUCAACAUUACAACGCUUUGCAUCGCUGAUCUCAUAUCGAUACCCGCGUUUCAACUCGCAGAAGCCGUUGCGCGUUUUCCCAAUGUGCAGGAUCUUCACUUCUGGAAUGAGCCUGAAUACUCUCUGUUGUGUGCGGAGAAGAUAAUGACUGCGUGCCCAUCAUUAAUCACCAUAUCUACGGCGGAGAAGGAAUACAAUCGCGUGUCCCUGUCGGGACGUUAAUAGACGACCGUUGAACUUGUGACGGGAAUGUAGAACUUGAAGCAGUAGUACCUGGCAUUGGCUAAAAUGGUAACCAACUUUCCCUGACUCCCAUGCCCUUAUUUCUAUAAAACCCCAAAAUAAAUGAUCUUGAAG
Molecule: messenger RNA, 1790 nt
Organism: Guyanagaster necrorhizus
Lineage: Eukaryota; Fungi; Basidiomycota; Agaricomycetes; Agaricales; Physalacriaceae
Exons: 2
Coding region: 312-1655 (447 amino acids)
Molecular function (GO): protein binding
Source: RefSeq, a predicted model, not a curated record